This is a messenger RNA of Metarhizium robertsii ARSEF 23, 561 nucleotides long. RefSeq names its product carbohydrate-binding module family 13 protein. NCBI's taxonomy places the organism in Eukaryota, Fungi, Ascomycota, Sordariomycetes, Hypocreales, Clavicipitaceae. The coding region runs from base 1 to 561 and encodes 186 amino acids. The record is from RefSeq and is a predicted model, not a curated record. The transcript has a single exon.
AUGGCAGAGGUUAGCGACUUCAAGAUCCCGGGGGUCAAAAUCAAGUGGCCGCCGCCCCUUCUAAAGCCUCCCCCGGCAACGGAGGUGACUGACCGAAAUGAAACGCGAGAACGUAUUGAAAAGGGGGGCUGGGUGAUUUUUUGGGGAGAUCUGAUCAAUGAGGCUGAUGCCAUCAAGGGAAUUAUAUCUCUUCCGACUGGCACUGUUGUUGCUUUCGCGACCAACCAAAUUGAAGCCCAGUUAAAGAAAUUCAACCAGAGCAUGGCGUCAGUCUCGGAUGAUGUUGUUCGACAGGUAACUGACUUUCUAAAGAGAACAUUGCAAAAGAAAUCUGGUGGAGCAGUCGAGUUGGAUGGCCUCGGGGUCAAAGCUGGAAUUGCAACCUACCGUCGCAAGUUGGUCGUCAAGGGUAUUCUCAAGACGCCUCUGCCCAACAACUAUCAACCAUACGUUGGUGUGCGCGUCACCAAGCCCCUACCACCAAAGAAGGCGAAAGCAACAGCGAACUUGGAAGCCCUGGAACCAGACCUGGAGCUGGAUGACUCACAGCCGCAGGAUUAG